This is a messenger RNA of Solanum verrucosum, 222 nucleotides long. RefSeq lists its product as uncharacterized. NCBI's taxonomy places the organism in Eukaryota, Viridiplantae, Streptophyta, Magnoliopsida, Solanales, Solanaceae. The transcript has a single exon. The record is from RefSeq and is a predicted model, not a curated record. The coding region runs from base 1 to 222 and encodes 73 amino acids.
AUGGAGAAGGCAACAUUCCUUAAGAUUUUCUUGGUCUCUUUUUUGCUUAUUUUGUUGGGACAAGGAAGCUAUGUGGGAGGAUGCUCUAAGGAUGCUGAUUGUGUAAAGCUGAAAUGCAUAGAUAAACAUCCCAUAUGUGACUUGACAAAACACCAAUGCGUCUGUCAAGCUCCACCAGCUAGUUAUGGAAGAAAAAACAUUCACAAGACUCACCAAAACUAA